Ahaetulla prasina is the source of this 2590-nucleotide messenger RNA. RefSeq names its product zinc finger protein 436-like. Gene Ontology annotation, molecular function: DNA-binding transcription activator activity, RNA polymerase II-specific; RNA polymerase II cis-regulatory region sequence-specific DNA binding. Gene Ontology annotation, cellular component: nucleus. Gene Ontology annotation, biological process: regulation of transcription by RNA polymerase II. The record is from RefSeq and is a predicted model, not a curated record. The transcript has 6 exons. The coding region runs from base 286 to 2436 and encodes 716 amino acids. Lineage: Eukaryota; Metazoa; Chordata; Lepidosauria; Squamata; Colubridae.
AGGACUCCGCACUCGCUCUCCUUAAUCCCUGGGAUCCCGGAGGAGGCGGAGAAGCUGUGGGAGAAUCUGGCGGGGGUGACAUCCAGACGUGCCCCGUAUACAGAAACUGGAAGCCAUUUGUGGUCUUUGCAAGGCAAACUUUUCUCUUGGGGGAGAAAAAAAGAGCAGAAUCGCUUGCAGGGAUCAGUCCUGCGGCCCCAGAAAUGGUCCCGUGAAGGAAAAGGCAUCUGGAGACCCACAGAGUCCUUGGAGCCAUUUGGAGUUGCUCUGCAGGACAGAGAAAGGAUGGAGACCCAACCUUUGGGAAAGGAGGGAGCCGGAAAAGGCCCUUCAGCUGCUCAGCCUGGGAAGUGGGGGAAGCUCUGGACUAGAACCGGGCAGAAGAUCCUGGAGGAGGAAACCAUCCUCCCUUCAGAAGUUCAGCCCUGGAACUUCAUCCAAUACCGGGAGGCGGAGGGUCCCCGAGGAAUUUGCAGCCAACUACAUGAGUUUUGCAGGCGAUGGCUGAGACCAGAAAAGCACACCAAAGCCCAGAUGCUGGACCUGGUGGUUCUGCAGCAGCUCCUGGCUCUCCUGCCCUCAGAGAUGGAGGGGUGGGUGCGGGAGUGUGGAGCAGAGACCAGCUCCCAGGCGGUGGCCCUGGCUGAAGGUUUCCUCCUGAGCCAGGCGGAGGAGCAGAAGGAGCAGGUCCAGUUGCAGUGCUGCACUGUGGAGAUCAGAGAUCCUGAGGGAAGGAAGAACCCAUCAAAUCCCCCCCAGGAGCUAUUUUUCAGGAGGAUCCCUUGGGAAGAUCAAAGUCAGGACACCUCAGGAGAGGAACAAAGAAUGAAGGUUUCUGGUUUUUAUGACGGAGAUCAAACAGCGGUUGACCCUCCAAAUCAAGAGAGUCUUGUGUCCUUCGAGGAGGUGGCUGUGUCUUUCUCUGAGGAGGAAUGGUCUCUUCUGGAUCCGGACCAGAAAGCGCUGCAUUCGGAAGUCAUGCUGGAAAACCAUAGGAACGUGGUCUCUCUGGGUAAUAAUGGACAGGAGAAUCAAGAUUUCUGUGAACGGUUUCAAGUGAUCUAUGCUAAAGAUGGAACAGAGAAGUUUGGAAUUCGAAUGGAAUUAGGAAGCCAUGAGAGAAACCAGUCAAAGAAUUGGAAUUGGGAAAGUUCGUCUUCCACCGAUGCUCCAAUGGAAGACUUUCUUGCCCAACAAAAGAAAAGAAUGAAAAAAUACAUUGAGAAAAGUGUGAAACUAAUCAAAGCUAAAGUACAAGUAAAUGAAAACUAUUUAACCCAAAACAAAGGAGAAGAUGCUAUAAGAAGACAUAACGGACAAAAUUAUAAUGGAACAUUCAUUCGUUCACUUGGAAAUAACUUACUUACAUCUGAAAAAACGAUUGACACAAAAGAGAAACCUUAUAAAUGUUUCGAAUGUGGAAAAUAUUUUAGAAUAAGCGGGCAACUCACUAUCCAUAAAAGGAUUCACACAGGGGAGAAACCAUUAACAUGCAUGGAGUGUGGAAAGACGUUUACACAGAGCACUGGAUUUACAAGACAUAACAAAAAGAUCCAUUCAGGAGAGAAAUCAUUUAAAUGCACGGAAUGUGAAAAGACCUUUGCUGAUAGCAGUACACUUACUAACCAUAAAAGAAACCACACAGGGGAGAAGCCAUAUAAAUGCAUGGAAUGUGGAAAGGUCUUUGCUCGAAGAGGUCAUCUUAUUUCCCAUAAAAGGAUCCACACAGGAGAGAAGCCGUAUAAAUGCAUGGAGUGUGGAAAGACCUUUGCUCAAAGAGGAAAUCUUAUUUCCCAUAAGAUGACCCACACAGGAGAGAAGCCGUAUAAAUGCAUGGAGUGUGGAAAGACCUUUGCUCAUAGCAGUAUACUUACUAAACAUAAAAGAAACCACACAGGGGAGAAGCCGUAUAAAUGCAUGGAGUGUGGAAAGACCUUUGCUCGAAGAGAUAGUCUUAUUUCCCAUAAGAUCAUCCACACAGGAGAGAAGCUGUAUAAAUGCAUGGAGUGUGGAAAGACCUUUGCUUAUUGUAGUGGCCUUAGAAGACACACAAAGCUCCACACAGGAGAGAAGCCGUAUAAAUGCAUGGAGUGUGGAAAGACCUUUGCUCAUAGCAGUACACUUACUAACCAUAAUAGAAACCACACAGGGGAGAAGCCAUUUAAAUGCAUGGAGUGUGGAAAGACCUUUGCUCGAAGAGAUAGUCUUAUUUCCCAUAAGAUCAUCCACACAGGAGAGAAGCUGUAUAAAUGCAUGGAGUGUGGAAAGACCUUUGCUUAUUGUAGUGGCCUUAGAAGACACACAAAGCUCCACACAGGAGAGAAGCCGUAUAAAUGCAUGGAGUGUGGAAAGACCUUUGCUCAGAAUGGUCCUCUUACUUCUCAUAAAAGGAUCCACACUCAGGAGAAACUAUAUAGCAAUAGCAAUUCCACUUAGAUUUAUAUUCUACUCCACAAUGCUUUACCACUUUAUCUCUGAGCAGUUUGCAAAUCUGGGUCCUCAUUUUAGGAACCUCAGAAGGUUGAAUUAACUACUAAAAGUAAUCUAUACGAGUUGAAGGUGUUUUCAAUAAAAUGCCAAUUUGAAACUU